Molecule: messenger RNA, 1264 nt
Organism: Elaeis guineensis (African oil palm)
Lineage: Eukaryota; Viridiplantae; Streptophyta; Magnoliopsida; Arecales; Arecaceae
Product: protein FLUORESCENT IN BLUE LIGHT, chloroplastic
Biological process (GO): chlorophyll biosynthetic process
Molecular function (GO): protein binding
Source: RefSeq, a predicted model, not a curated record
GGGUGACCACACCUAUGUAGGCGCCGCGGUGUUCAGCCAGAACUCUUAUCCUCUGGAGGCCAUGGCGGGGCUUCUCCGUUGCUUCCCUUCGCCGCCGCGUAUAAAGCCUGCCGUGGUUCUCCGGCUGUUCGGUGGAGUCCUUACCUCCGAAAAAAUGGUGCUUAUCGCAUUUAGAAAGGAAAAGCUGGCGGCAUUUUCAAUUUGCAUUCAGGCACAUGAGGAAUACCAAAUCCCAUCAAGCUGCAUGUUCACACACUCUACUGGGGAUGUUUUUCCAGUGGCUAAAUCAGAGGAAGUUUAUGAUGGUGAUGGGAAAAUGCAUGAUCUUUGCCAUGCCAUAAUGAAAUACAUAUUCAAGCAUCAGAAAGUGGCGUCAGUCAACUUCCUGAAAGCAUUUGCUCUGACAAAUUCAUUGAUGUUCAUUCUGCCUUCUAAAGUUUUGGCAGAAACAUGCGAGGCGGAUAAUUCAUUUUUCAACAUGCCUCUGCUGUUUGCAAUAGCCAUGAUAGGGGCUACUGUUGGGGGACUUCUUGCGCGGCAAAGAAGAGGUGAACUCAAGCGAUUGAAUGAUCAGCUUCGCCAGAUUAAUGCAGCACUAAGAAGACAAGCAAAGAUAGAAUCCUAUGCUCCUAACUUGAGCUAUGCACCAGUUGGUAGUAGGAUGGCAGAAUCAGAAGUCAUUGUUGAUCCUAGGAAGGAGCAGUUAAUCACAAAUCUGAGAACUGGGAAAAACCAUCUGAGAAAUCAAGAUCCAGAAAAGGCGUUUGCAGAGUUUAAGGCUGCUCUUGAACUUGCACAAGGUUUGGGAGAUUAUGUUGAGGAGAAGAAGGCAGCUCGAGGGUUAGGGGCAUCUCUACAGAGACAGGGGAAGUACAGGGAAGCCAUAAAGUACCAUUCCUUGGUUUUGGACAUAUCCAAGAGAGUAGGAGAGGAUUCUGGCAUCACGGAAGCUUACGGAGCAAUAGCAGAUUGCUACACGGAGCUUGGAGAACUUGAGCGAGCAGGAAAGUUCUAUGACGAGUACAUUGCAAGAUUAGAAAAUGACUAACAAUGCUUAAUCUAUCUUCUUUUUCUUCUUUUUAUUUAAUUGUAAAACCAUUAGUUGAGAUCCACUUAAGAUUUGAGAUGGUUGCCUGUAUAUGCGGAAAUUUUCUUGUAUUCAAUGCUGAAUACUUCACUAUCUUCAAUUUUUGUGCAUUGAGCCAACAUUAUGUACUGGUCAUGAUGACAGUAGUUACGUGUCUCACUCAAAAUUUUUCGAGGA